Messenger RNA from Desarmillaria tabescens, 1171 nucleotides. RefSeq lists its product as uncharacterized. Lineage: Eukaryota; Fungi; Basidiomycota; Agaricomycetes; Agaricales; Physalacriaceae. The transcript has a single exon. The record is from RefSeq and is a predicted model, not a curated record. The coding region runs from base 275 to 940 and encodes 221 amino acids.
CAAGGAGUCCAAGACCAAAACAAGCAAAUUGCGUACGUUUUGAUGUCGCGAGGCGGGCCCAAAAUAGAAAUACCAGAAAAUCGAUGCAAAUUCGUCUGAAUCAGAACGUGAUUUACCGUGACCAUGGACGUGAUAUGGGGCAGUGACUCAUUAUUUUGCGGCUGCGCCCUUCCGGACUAAUCAUCGCCUUGGAUUUUCUGCCUGUCGCGUUUUUCUAUAUAACUAUUACUACCGUUGUUACCAUGGCCCACCACUCCAUCUUCACCUCCCCACAAUGCCAGGCAAACACAUACACUUUGACGACGUUGCCAAUACUGUCUUCAAACAGACACCAAGGACUCCUCCUUACCAGCAGCCCUUACCGUUGCCAUCUAAUUAUGGCGCGUCGUCGUCGAUGCCCAGCCAGUAUGGCUCAUUCUGUGCACCAUUACCUGGUUGCAUGACCACCUUGCAUCCUGUUCUUGCUCUCUCCCAGGUUCCCCAAUUGAGAUUCGACGUCUCUCUUCCCCCCGUCAACAUCACACCCAAUAAUCGGGCCGUUUCCCCCCAUGUCUUCUCUGACCCAGCGACCAACCCCGCUUUACCCCUCCUCAUCAUCUCAUCAGCAGCCUUUCCAUGGCGUGUCGACAUCCGGCCCAAGUCAGGCUCGCCUUUUGUCACCGUUGCCGACGUCGUCGAGCAGAUCUACACCUUUUUGCGCACCAAUGUCUCGGAGAAGGAGUGCAACAAGCUCCAGCUGCCUCCACAAACAUUGAAGAGUGUCUAUAGAGCAUUCCAUGAGCGAUACCAACGUAUCCCGGAUCCUGUGAAACUCAAGGAGGAGAGAGACAAGGGUCUGAAGCGGGUAGACUUUUUGCAGGGGCAUCAUACGUUCAUGGGCCUCGCAACUACGGGGGGUGAUCGUAUGCCUGAUGUGUGGCAGUUGUUCGUUGUAUCAUAGCAGAGUCGAGUCGACUGAACACCUCGUCCACUGUUACUCGCCAUGAUACCCCUUCUGCCCCCAGCACCCCCCUCAUACCCUGACAACUGUAUUUCUUAAGCCAUGAUCUCGAUAUGUAUUGCAUCUACUUAUCAUUACGUUUAUGUACCACCCCCCAUCUCUCCCUUAAUGUGUAGUAUAGAUACCUGCACAAUGAAACUACUGCUACUCAUCCACAUCUUACACGGCCCA